Messenger RNA from Hyla sarda, 4149 nucleotides. RefSeq names its product gastrin releasing peptide receptor (gene GRPR). Lineage: Eukaryota; Metazoa; Chordata; Amphibia; Anura; Hylidae. Gene Ontology annotation, cellular component: membrane. Bases 427 to 1584 code for a protein of 385 amino acids. The record is from RefSeq and is a predicted model, not a curated record. Gene Ontology annotation, molecular function: G protein-coupled peptide receptor activity. Gene Ontology annotation, biological process: G protein-coupled receptor signaling pathway. The transcript has 3 exons.
GCAAGCCUUGUGCACAUUACAUUGCCUACUGAGCAGGUGGACUCAAUGCAAACCUCUGGAUUUCUCAUUCUAGAAAGUGUCAGGAGUCUUGAAGGAACAGCUCUGAAUUCUUCCUACUGUGCAUUUACACAGUCUGGACUGUGAUGCCAGGAAUGUGUAAGUCACUGUCUCAUCUACUUUGGCUUCUAUUUUAAAACAGUUUUAAUGAGUUUAGGAAGUGUGGGGAAUGAAAAAGGAACAGAUGAAAUAGAGUCACAUAAAGGAUCACAGAGGGUGCUAAGAAGAUCCACAGGCACCAAUGAAGCAAAAAGGAUCAUAAGAGAUGACCUCUACCAUCUAGCCCUCAGAAUGUGAAGACUUAAAGGGCUGACCAGAAUACAAGAUAAGCACCUUUAACUCUACCUUGUGCUUCACCACAGUCUCACAAUGAGCCCUGAAAACUGCCUGCUGAUUGACUAUGAAGGGGACAACUUUGCCCUCAGCAGCUCCUGUUUCAACCAAAGCUCCAACCACUCAGCUGAAGACUGGUUCUACCCAGGGGUCACCUAUGCCAUAGCUCCUGUGUAUGGGCUCAUCAUCCUUGUAGGACUUGUUGGAAAUGUGACUUUGAUCAAGAUUUUCUGCACUGUAAAGUCCAUGAGAAAUGUCCCCAAUCUCUUCAUCUCCAGCCUGGCUUUGGGGGAUCUGCUGUUGUUGGUCACUUGUGCCCCUGUGGAUGCCAGCAGGUACCUGGCAGAUAAGUGGUUGUUUGGCAGGGUGGGCUGCAAGCUCAUCCCAUUCAUACAGCUUACAUCUGUAGGGGUAUCAGUGUUUACCCUAACUGCCCUCUCAGCUGACAGGUAUACAGCAAUAGUAAAACCCAUGGACAUUCAAGCCAACAAUGCAUUGACCAAGAUUUGUAUCAAAGCUGCUCUCAUCUGGAUAUUAUCUAUGACCCUGGCAAUCCCAGAAGCUGUUUUCUCGGACUUACAUCCAUUCUACGACAAAGAAAGCAACAAAACCUUUGUCAGCUGUGCCCCCUAUCCACACUCCGAUGGACUUCACCCAAGGAUACACUCAAUGACUUCCUUCUUGAUCUUCUAUGUUAUCCCCCUAUCUAUCAUUUCAGUGUAUUAUUAUUUUAUUGCCAAAAAUCUUAUUCGGAGUGCAUACAAUAUGCCAGUGGAAGGAAACGUACAUGUUAGGAGACAGAUUGAAUCUCGAAAACGGCUUGCUAAAACAGUCUUGGUUUUUGUUGGACUCUUUGCCUUUUGCUGGCUUCCCAACCAUGUGAUUUAUUUAUAUCGCUCCUACCAUUAUUCAGAAGUGGACACAUCUGUAUUGCAUUACAUUACCAGCAUCUGUGCUCGGGUAUUAGCCUUUACCAAUUCCUGCGUGAAUCCAUUUGCUCUGUACUUGCUCAGCAAGAGUUUUAGGAAACAGUUCAACAACCAGUUGUUCUGUUGCAGACCAAGACUCAUCGUGAGGUCUCAGAGCAUGGGAAGAAGUACCACCAGAAUGACCUCGCUUAAAAGCACCAACCAUUCCAUGGCAAGUUUCAGUCUGAUCAAUGGCAAAAACAUCUGUCAUGAAGGUUGUGUAUAAAGAAGUCCCCUGGACAUUUAUAAAUGUUACUUUUCAGGGAUUGUUAAUCAGUAUCUGUAUAUAGUACAAAAGUUACGGUGGGAGACCAAAAGUUACGACUGGUAUAGUCAACUUAUCAUGUUCCAGCUACAAUUUUUCAACAGAAAACUAGUAAAUGAGAGGAAUUCCUUCCAGAUGUGGCAUCUUUGUCUAUAUGUCAAAGGCAACAACAAUACACCAUGACCUGGAUAUAAACCAGGUCUUUCUUCCAUUGGAAUUUUUUGGAGAACAUUAGCUGGAUCAUAGUAGGUUGGUUAUCUCUUAUGUAUAAAGUCCUCUUACCCAUGCUGCUAAUAGAUGAAGAGGAAAACUUUAUCCGAUGUGAAUUUAUUUAAGAAAAAUGCAAGGGGAAUGGUUAAAUUCUCUUAUUUCAUAACUCUUAUAGAACCUUCAUGUUGGACCUUAUCCUAGAGUCCCAAGUUAGAAUGGGCUACAGAGGCCUUAGAUGUGAACAUGACCUCCUUCCCCUUUCAGCACAUUACUAGUCAGACGGUUGAAAUGGACAAUAUACUGAACUUUCCUAUUGAGGGAUAAUGUCCUUUCCAUGUAUGUAAAUAAUUUCAUGAUAUUACAUAGGUAUUAAUAAGUAUUUAUUUUCUGCAUAUAGUUAAGUUAUACAGAGUGUUGUUUACUGGCACUAAAGCCAUUGUUUGAACUCUAGCUUGAAAAAUAAAACAUGAAUGAAUGUGAUAUCCAACAGGAAGCAAUGUACUAUACUGAGGCAGGUAUCAAACAAGCACAAAAGCUAUAUUAUAAUUGUAUAAAGAUAUUAUACAUGAAGGGCAUAUACUGUGCUAGCCAGGAUUUAGUGCAACAUAAAAGAAAUUUAAAAAAAAAAUCUAUAUGAAUAAAAAAAAAUAAUCUGACUUAAAAAUGCCUAAAAGCUGAAAGCCCCAUCUAUCUACCUUAGUUGUUGGUAAACUGAGAACUGCAGCAUACAUUAAAUGAUGAGGUCAUGUUAGGACACCAGAAUUAUACAGGUCAGAAGGUGAUCUUUUUGCCUUAGUACAUUGCUUCCACUGUAAUUUAAUAUAUAUUUUUUAAAGAAAAUACGAAAAUAAAACAGUUCCUACAAACACUUCAUGUGACUUUUACAAAUGUAGUAGAUAAUUAGGAUUAAAAUGUUGUUUUUCUAGUAUCAAGUAGCGCAAACAAAUCCAGUUUGCUUAUGUACGCUUUUGAGGUGAAGAGAAAAUGUAUGGUGAAAUUUAGGGGUGGUACAGGAUUAAAAACCAAUUGUUACUAUAGAUAAGGUUCUCUUCUAAAGAUUCUCAUUUCAUGGCCAGAUGAGAGAGCAGCUACGAAGAGCAUCUGCGACUUUGGAGAACCUACCCGGUUUUGUAUUAUACAAACCAUUCAUGUGAAUUUGCACUAUGUAAUGCUUAAUUUCUCCAGUGGGGGUGCUACAGGAAUAUUGAACACUUUUGCAAUGUUCCCUGCUGAUUAAACCUGAUUGCUGGAGGUCACUGCAGGGGUACACUUUGUGAUCAGCUUGUCGAUGGAUCCUUCUAAGGGUGCAUUCACACUGAGGAAUUCAAGAGGAAUUCACGAGGAAUAAUUUUGGUCAGGAAAUUGUUGCCUUCUGUCAUUUUAUCCAUCAAGCGGAAUUCAAGCAGAAUUUCCAUAUGGAAAUGAAGAGGAAUGAAGUAGGAGGAUAUUUAAUCUACUUUUCUGAAUUCUGCUUGAAUUCCGCUCGAAUUCCGCAGUGUGAACAGGACAGCAGAUAAAACAUUAAAGUCAAUGGGCAGAGGACAUGUGCACUAAUUUGGAGAGGAGGAUUCAAAAGGAAUUUACUCGAGUAAACGCACCAUAACAAGGAGAGGGAGUAGGAAACAACUUUCACUCACUAGGAUCUGGUGACAUUACAGGUUUGUGUGGCACAAAGGAGAGCGUGGACAUAUAUUAAACUAAAUGAAAAUUGGACAAUUUUACUGAAAAAACAGUAUGCCAACACUUUCAAACAAAAUGAAUAAACUCACAGGUGCAUGCUCACAUAGAUACAGUUCCAAAUAUUUACUGUAUUCAGUCAUCCUAUAUCUUAGUGUUUACAGAGUGUUUCUGUCAUUUUUUGCUGCACAAUUUUUCUGACCAACAUAAAAAAAAGUGCCAGAUAUCAUCAGAAUAGCAGCAAUGGAGGAGUUGAGUACCCAUAUUUUUUUGAUUAAAGAAAAUCUGUCAUCAGUGUCACCUGCACUAACCUGUUGGUGUCUUCGGUAUCUUCAGCUACGGGCUCGACUUGGAGCAUGGGCGGAACAUAGGGACAUCACCGCUGCUGUUUGCUAGCAGCGGGGCCCAGCAGAGAACAGCAGCGGGGACAUCACUGAGCUCCACCCAUGCUCCAAGUCAGGUCUGUAGCUGAAGAUACUGAAGAGGAUAGAUGGAGAACCACAACACGGUACAGGACCAAGUAUCGUUGUCAUUAGUGUUACCUGCACUACUUGUCUGUUCCGACAGGUUAGGACAGGUGACACUGAUGACAGAUUUCCUUUAAUUAAAAAAAAAAAAAAAGACCAAAAAAAAAAAGAA